AUCAGAGCCGCAGCUCCGCGUCUGUCUGUCAGCCGGCGUUCCGUGCCUCGCUCGCGCUACCUCCAGCCAAUCAGCGGGGCGUGAAGGAACGGCGCUCUGCCCCCGCUUGGAAGUCAGAAAGGUGGACUUUGUGCUCGAGGUGACAGAUCCAACAUCCCUGAAAAUGGAAAAAGAAGCAUCUGUUGAAGCUCCGAAAGCCAGCCAGGAAUCUAUCAUUAAAGAAGAGACCAUCACAGAAAGAAAAUGGGUGAGGCUUCAGCAGACCACUUACCGUGAUCCUACGGGUAAAACAAGAGUGUGGGAAUCUGUAAAGCGUACUACCAGAAAAGAGGGAGUUUCUGCUGAUGGUGUUGCUGUUAUCCCUGUGUUACAAAGAACUCUCCACUAUGACUGUGUUGUCCUAGUAAAACAAUUUAGGCCUCCCAUGGGAGUCUACUGCUUGGAAUUCCCUGCUGGACUAAUUGACAGCAAUGAAACCCCAGAAAGUGCUGCUCUACGUGAGCUGGAGGAAGAAACAGGAUACAAAGGGGAUAUCCUUGAAUGCUCUCCAGCUUUGUGCUUGGAUCCUGGACUGACAAACUGUGCAUCACACAUUGCAACAGUCACCAUUAAUGGAGAUAUUCCUGUCAAUCUGAAGCCCAGACAAAAGCCUGAAGAAGGAGAAUUUGUAGAAGUCGUUACACUACCAAAGAACGACUUAUUGCAGAGAAUUGAAGAACUGGUGGCAGAAGAGCAUCUCAUCGUGGACGCAAAGCUGUAUGCUUACGCCCUGGCACUGCGGCAUGCAACAGAUAAACCAUUCCAAGUGCCAUUCAUGAAAUUCUAAGACUGCGUCAUACUUAAUUCUUUGAAAGGAUUUUCCUGUAUUGAGUUAAAAGGUCAGCAGAGUAAUGUUCAAUGAGUUGGACAUUAACAGUGAGCCUUUUUCGACUUGUUAGUAGCAAUCUUGCCUCGAAUAAUGUAACUGACCUGUUUAUAGAAUAUACAAUUUCUCUUAAUUAAUCUUCUGUAUCUGAUUGACUGGAAUGUCUGAAGAAAAAUAAAUCCAUGUCUUACUGC
Molecule: messenger RNA, 1059 nt
Organism: Elgaria multicarinata webbii
Lineage: Eukaryota; Metazoa; Chordata; Lepidosauria; Squamata; Anguidae
Gene: NUDT5
Product: nudix hydrolase 5
Exons: 10
Coding region: 164-826 (220 amino acids)
Biological process (GO): ribose phosphate metabolic process; nucleoside phosphate metabolic process
Cellular component (GO): nucleus
Molecular function (GO): ADP-ribose diphosphatase activity
Source: RefSeq, a predicted model, not a curated record